CUUUUAGGAUACAAGAAACGGAAACCAAUCAUGGAUUUUCAGUCCACAGGAACUUACACAUAGUCACACAGCAUAAUUAAUAACCUUUCCCCACCCCAUCGCUUCUUACGAUCAUUUGCAACGAUGCCGAUGUAACUUGAAUUCAGCAAACAAUUAAUAAUAAAAGUACCUACCUACCUACUUUACCUAACUUAAAGCAAUCCACUCAGCAAAUCUAAAACAACUCUUCGGCAAUACUUAUAGCAAAAAACAUAAAAUAAAAUAAGUAUGCCAAUAAACUGAUUAACAGUAAUCAACAUUAAAUAUUUUGAUUAAUAUUUCCGUAAGGUUCACAAAACCCACCUCUAUCCAUGAGUAAUUCGCAGAUAAGAAUAAACACUAUCAAGAUGAAUUCCAAUAAAUAUUCUCGAUUUCUAAAAAAAAACCUAAACACAAAAGCAAUAAAAAAGAAUUUUAGACCUAGUCAUAUGAAGUCCUCUAUAACUUCACGUAUAAGACCAAUAAAAUCAAGAUCAGUGAAAGGACUCAAGAGAUCAUACACAAAAGUAGUAAAACGUAAAAAAUCUAAAAAGAACAUAGAGGAUGAUGAUUAUGAAUAUGAAUAUGAUCCAUACGAAGCAUUAGAACCUCGUCAAAUGUAUCAACCGCAACAAAUCCGCGAUCCAAAUGAAAUGUACAAUCAACAGCUGUACGGACAAAAACAGCUGGAAGAACGAAGGCGAGUAUACGAAGAAAAAGGAUUGUUCGGACAGCAACAAUUGUAUGAAGAAAAAUACGGCACUCCGAUCCAAGACAAACAAAGUGGAGACCGCGAAUCAUUGGAAACACCUACAUUAUCAUUGAAAAGUGAAUCUCGUUCAUCUUCUUCGUCAUCGUCAUCAUCAUCGCCAUCGUCGUCGUCAACAUCGUCUGCCAGCAAGGCUUCAGCAUCACCAAUACCAUCACCAGUGGCAUCAACGUCUUCUAAAGCUUCUUCAUCGUCAUCAAAAGCAUCGUCUGCUUCAAAGAGUACGUCUGGCACGACUUCCUCUUCAACAUCAAUACAGCAAUGGAGACCAUCUUCGAUUACAGCUACACGCAUGGCGCCUUCCAAAACAUGGCUACCCACAUCUGAUUCAUCAGUUUUUCAGCGAACUCUCGCUCCCAGAAAAGUAAAAAAAAAAGUAUCUUUCAACGAGGAACCAUGGGCUAGUGUACGACACCGGGACACUAAAAAACGAUCCGAUAGAGAACCAACACACGCUACAUUUAAAAAAGAAGCGCCCAUACCUAAACUUACAACUAGUUCACCAACACCAUCGGAAAUAAAAACUGAAGAUACACCGCCGUUGGUAGAAAGGCCGGCAGAAUUGUUAAAAAAACAGGAGUCGUUUAUUCAAACCCAACCCCAUAUACUGAUACGGAAAGGAUCAAAGUUCUUCAGAGGGCGAAGACUCGCUCCACUUGAUCCAUCUACUCCCUCGAACGUGAUCCCCCCAAAACCAUCACUGAUGGUUCUGUUUCCAAAUAAUUCCAAUAUAUUGAUUCCUAAACAUAGACCAAGGUCAGAACCCGCAAAACCAGCUUCGAUAUUGAAGCCGCCGACAUCGGAAGUCCAAUUUCCGUCUGUUAGUCCCGUCUCUACUAUACAAUCUCUGACUGUGUUGAUGGACAAUAGAGGAACAGAUCCAGCGGAAAAUUCUAAAAACAGAUCAAUAAAUACAUCAGGUCAAUCUAAGGUAACCUCUAGUAAAUCUAGCAAUACAGAGAAGAAAAAGAGAAAGAAAUUUAAAAAGACCAAGUGCCGUAAGCCAAUUCUUGAAGUAGAAACCAAUGUAGAGUGGCUCCGAUCUUAUUUAACUUACAAGCCAGAGUUACUUACAGAUGAAUUAAGUCAAUCACUCAAAAGAGAUUUGGGGUGGCCUGGAUACGUGCAGAUAAAGAAAAGUGAGGGCAGUAAACUAAAAAAGAAGAAGAAAAAAGAUGAAGAGCAAGACAGACCUAAACCUACAACAAAUCUUGAUAACUUAUACACUUAUAUGACAAACGUUACAAACUCUGGCAGCGAACCGGAGCUAUACGAUCCUCCCAAAUAUAAGAAAAAAAAGAAGGUGAAAAAGCCAGAUGAUGAAGAUAAGCUAUAUGAAUUGGCGACAACAACAACCACUGUAAUGUUUACAUUUCAAGACGAUGAUGGUAACAAAGUUGAUGUAAAAGUGUUAAAAGAAAGACAAACUAGUACAAAAGGUAAGAAGAAAGAAAAGAAAAAGAAAAAAAAGGUGAAUUGGGAAACUUUGACGCUUGCUACGAAUAUAAUUUAUCUAAAAUCUUACUACCGCGACUAUUGCGAGUCACUCCUUAGAAUGGAGGCUUUGAAAGAAGCGAAGAAGAAGAAGAAGAAAAAGAAGAGCCAAAAGGAUGACCAGGACCACACAGAAACUAUCGAUUGGCACGAGAGAGCUAAGAUCGACCUCCGAGUGGACAGGCCAACAAGCGCUGAUUACCUCCGGGACAAAGGAAUCAUUGUCGACAUGCAUCUGCGGACGUUCUCCAAGUUUGAGUACGACGAUCUUCACGGGCCAUCAAUAUCUUAUCAAGAUCUCGGUGUGAGAAAAGCCACAGAAAUUCGAAGGACUUUCUCAUUUGACCGGUAUCACUUAUUUAGAACUAAGGCCAAGGCGGAAAGAUGCUACACCAUCAAUCGACUUCAUAUGGAGGAAUGAAGCGGAAUUAGUUCCGGUUCACGUAACUAAGUAAAAUAUUAUGAGUUACCACUGUUUACAAUGUAAUACAAUGUGAAAUACAA
Messenger RNA from Plutella xylostella (diamondback moth), 2785 nucleotides. RefSeq lists its product as uncharacterized. NCBI's taxonomy places the organism in Eukaryota, Metazoa, Arthropoda, Insecta, Lepidoptera, Plutellidae. The record is from RefSeq and is a predicted model, not a curated record.